CUUGUCUGACUGUCUUUUUUCUCAAGUGCUCUAAACAGAGCUUAGCUAAAGGACUUUUCUUUUCUUUUUCAUCACUUUGGCUUUGUGAAGUGGCCUCAAACAAGACUUACUUUUCAGGCUUUUUUCAACUAUAUCACUGAUCUCUUCCUACAAAAGAUAUAUAUAAACUGUCCACAGAACUCUCUGCAAAAAAAAAAUUCCUUUUCUACUGCCAAAAACCAAACUUAAUAUCAAAGCCAAUAACAACAACAAACAAGAGAGAAAACUGUCCCAAAUAAUGGACUUUAAUCUGAAGCAAUGGAAAAACCAACAACAGCAAAAUGAGUCAGAAGAAGAAAUACCAAUACCUUGUGCAAAAUUACCAAGACUUGUUCUUGACCUUGACUCUUCUUUUUCACAUUCUGCUUCUGAUUCUGCUCUUCCAUUAUUUGUAUCUGAACCUACCAAAUUGUCAGCAUAUCCUCUUUCUUCAGAUUCAAAUUCCACUCCCACUAAAUUUACAAGAAUGGGAAGUAGUUAUUUCAGUUUGGCACAGUGGCAAGAACUUGAACUGCAGGCUUUGAUUUAUAGACAUAUGUUAGCUGGUGCACCUGUUCCUCUUGAACUUCUUCAUCUUGUUAAGAAAAGUCUCAUUACUUCUUCUCCUUAUAAUUACUUGCCUCAAUCCUUUCAACAAUAUCACCACUAUCAACAAGCCUUGGUACAAUCGGGAUAUUGGGGAAGAACAGGCAUGGAUCCCGAGCCAGGGAGGUGUAGGAGAACUGAUGGGAAGAAAUGGCGGUGUUCGAGGGAUGUUGUUAGUGGCCAUAAAUACUGUGAACGCCACGUCCACCGCGGCCGUAACCGUUCAAGAAAGCCUGUGGAAAUCACCACAAUGGCCGCCCCCGUCCCUGCUGGCGGUGUUAACACCGCCAACAGUGGCGGCAGUGAAGUCCUUAAUGCUAGUGCACCUCAUUUUACUCUAUCCGGAACUUCACCUUCUAUUGAUCUUCUUCAUCUCAAUCAAAGGCCCUCAGAAUCCACUAUUGAGAAAAAAGGCCCAUUGGAAGUCCAAAAUGAUGUUACUGGGGAUGGUAAAUCCAGUAGCCAAAUCCUUCGUUGUUUCUUUGAUGAUUGGCCUAGACAACUUGAGGAAGGCAAUAAUGCCAGAAGCAAUGGUAGCUCUGUGGCUUCUGCCACCAGCCUCUCCAUUUCGAUGCCCGGAAACCCCUCGUCCGACUUCUCGUUAAAGCUCUCAACCGGAGAUAGACAGAAGUCUGGUGCUCGAGUCACCACGUGGGGAACGAACCAAGUGACAUCGAUGGGCGGACCACUAGCCGAGGCUCUAAGGUCAUCGACAUCUAACUCGUCUCCAACGAGCGUUUUGCAUCAGUUGCCGCGGGGUAGCACAUCAGAGGCUAGUUAUGUUAGCACUUGACUAUAAGUGCACUGUUGAUUUUUCAUGACAAUGGUGUUUUUGGACCCUACUAUAACUUCUUUUGCUUUGUUCAACUUUUUUCAUCUUUCACCUUACAAAGCAGGUGCUUGCAAUAUGGAGUUUGUAUUAUUUUGGUUUGUGUAGGUGAAAUCAUGAAUGCUUUGCUUAUUUCUUUCUUGA
Messenger RNA from Nicotiana tabacum (common tobacco), 1597 nucleotides. Its product is annotated as growth-regulating factor 3. Gene Ontology annotation, molecular function: ATP binding. Lineage: Eukaryota; Viridiplantae; Streptophyta; Magnoliopsida; Solanales; Solanaceae. The record is from RefSeq and is a predicted model, not a curated record. Gene Ontology annotation, cellular component: nucleus. Gene Ontology annotation, biological process: DNA-templated transcription; regulation of DNA-templated transcription; developmental process.